Messenger RNA from Clarias gariepinus (North African catfish), 1683 nucleotides. RefSeq names its product serine/threonine kinase 35, like (gene stk35l). Gene Ontology annotation, molecular function: protein serine/threonine kinase activity; ATP binding. Gene Ontology annotation, cellular component: autophagosome; cytoplasm. The record is from RefSeq and is a predicted model, not a curated record. The transcript is spliced from 3 exons. Lineage: Eukaryota; Metazoa; Chordata; Actinopteri; Siluriformes; Clariidae. The coding region runs from base 84 to 1322 and encodes 412 amino acids. Gene Ontology annotation, biological process: axon extension; protein autophosphorylation; positive regulation of autophagy.
CCCCCGGGGGUAAUGGUACAGUCCGGGCUCCAUUCAGGCAGAGACAGAGCCCGAAGCUGCAGGAGUUUGGCGGACAUGCGGUGAUGGAGGCUGGAGAGUGUGUGAGACGGAGGGUGCGGGUGAGCAGGGCCUGUAAGCGCUCCGGAGAGCACGGUCCGGUCCUGCGCUCACUCAGCACCGGGAACCUCCGCGCGCGCCUGGGAGAGAAGGACAAGCACGAGGAGGAGGAGGAGGAGGAGGAGGAAGGAGAAGCAGCAGCAGGAGGAGGAGAAGUGAACCCGCUGGAGCAGAGGGUGUCGGCGCCGCGCUACAGUCUGCUGCGGGAGAUCGGGCGCGGCAGCUACGGCGUGGUGUACGAGGCGGUGGCGCGGGGCUCCGGUGCCGUGCUGGCGGUCAAGAAGCUGCGCUGCGACGCGCCCGAGAACGUGGAGCUCGCGCUGGCGGAGUUCUGGGCCCUGACCAGCCUGGAGAAGCGGCACGAGAACGUGGUGCAGCUGGAGGAGUGCGUGCUGCAGAGGAACGGCCUCGCGCAGAGGAUGAGCCACGGCAACAAGCGCUCCCGGCAGUACCUGCGCCUGGUGGAGACCUCGCUCAAAGGUGAGCGUGUGCUGUCGAGUCCGGAGGAGCCAUGCUACCUGUGGUUCGUGAUGGAGUUCUGCGAAGGAGGGGAUCUGAACCAGUUCGUCCUGUCCCGGCAGCCCGACCCGCACACCAACGCCAGCUUCAUGCAGCAGCUGAGCAGCGCCGUGGCCUUCCUGCACCAGAACAACAUCGUGCACCGGGACCUGAAGCCGGACAACAUCCUGAUCUCGGAGCGCUCGGGAUCGCCAGUGCUCAAGGUGGCCGACUUCGGGCUAAGUAAAGUGUGCGCGGGACUUGCAUCCGGUCCGCGAGGCUGCCUGGACGCCGAGGACAAAGACAAACCCGAGGUCAACGUGAACAAGUACUGGCUGUCGUCGGCAUGCGGGUCGGACUUCUACAUGGCGCCCGAGGUGUGGGAGGGGCACUACACGGCCAAGGCGGACAUCUUCGCCUUGGGCAUCAUCAUGUGGGCCAUGAUCGAGCGGAUCACCUUUAUCGACGGCGAGUCGAAGCGCGAGCAGCUCGGGACGUACGUGCGUCAGGGCGCUGACAUCGUGCCCGUGGGCGAGGCGCUGCUCGAGAACCCGAAGAUGGUCCUGAGCAUCCCGCAGCGGCGCCGCUCGCGCAUGUCUUCCGCUCUGCGCAAACUCCUGCAGGACAUGCUCGCCGUCAACCCGCAGGACCGACCCGACGCUCAGGAGCUCCACGGCCGGAUCGGGCACGUCAUCUGUGCUGGAUGAACUUCUGUUACAUUUACAUCACACACACACACUUGCACUCACACACAGGCUGCUGCUCUUCAGGACCACAGGGACGUUGUGGAGAUUCCCGCGCUGGCCCUCAUUGCUUCGGUUCACGUUUUUUAUUUUGCUGCCAAAGAUCACUAGCGUCGCUGCUCUUGGCUGGACGAGAGUCCCUGGACAAAGCUAAGUGUGUUCACUUCUUAGGGACAGUGAGGGGAACACCAGGGAACGACUUGUGAGGACUCGUCCGUCCAUGCCUUAGCCAUAACCCGUUUGAUUUCCACGCCGUGGUUUAUGUCCACAGUUACAAAGCGCUGGAUGUUGAGUGUCGUCACAGAGAGACUAAUUCUCCCUCAAA